AUGGCUCCAGUUCCUGUUCCUAUGGAGAAACUUAACCUCCAUUACUUCCCUGGUUCUAAGAUUCCUGAUUGGCUUGCGCUUGAAGUUGUUGGAAAAGUUGCAGAUGGAUUGAAGUUGUUUCCAGGCCUGACCUACUUGGAGAUAGUCAAGUGUCCUAAACUCAUUUGCAUCCCAUGUGAUGAGAAUGGUGUAAAAAAAUGA
Prunus armeniaca (apricot) is the source of this 201-nucleotide messenger RNA. Lineage: Eukaryota; Viridiplantae; Streptophyta; Magnoliopsida; Rosales; Rosaceae. The record is from the annotation of a GenBank genome assembly.